This is a messenger RNA of Rhodamnia argentea, 1909 nucleotides long. RefSeq names its product pre-mRNA-splicing factor 38B. The transcript is spliced from 7 exons. NCBI's taxonomy places the organism in Eukaryota, Viridiplantae, Streptophyta, Magnoliopsida, Myrtales, Myrtaceae. The coding region runs from base 151 to 1842 and encodes 563 amino acids. The record is from RefSeq and is a predicted model, not a curated record.
ACGAAGAUAUUUGUCACUCCCACACACAGAGCCCCCCCCAUUGUCGCAAAAAUCUGCAAGCUGACCGAAAGCGAGGCGAACCGAUUCGUGUUCUGCUCCGAGCGAUUCUCUCGAGCUGAUCGCGUUGAUCAUCAGGUGCUGCUAUUGAUCAUGGACCCCAAAGCUCAGUCUUCGCCUCCAAAUAUUGCUGAUGUGAAGGCAGCAUUCCACAAGCCAUCGAAUGACGCGUCUAAUAGGAACUAUCGACGUCAUUCUCCAGCUAGCAACUCAUCUUCAUCCGAUGGGAGUCCCGAGCACGUCCGGGCAUAUAGCCCAAAGUAUGGAAGGGAUGAUGCUUCUAGGCCCCCUGAAUAUCGAGAAAGAAAGAAGGCUGAUGAGAAGGAUUUAUACAAAGAUUCUGGACGGAGCCACUACAUCAGGGGUGGUGAUUCAUAUACGUAUUCUGAUCGUCAUGCCUCCAGGGGUUCUCGUGGUUUCUCUAGAAUUGGCGAGCAGACCAGACAUCGCAUGGAUGAAGAAGAGAGGGAUCAUCACAAGUCCACUCAUGGGGUUCGAGAAUCAAAAAGGGGCUCUUAUUCUGAUCGUACAAGGCGAGACAGUGAUUAUAGCAGAUCGAAGGACUUUACACAGGAUGGGGACAGAUAUUCCCGAGAUAAGUAUGACGACUUAGGUCACAGAAGUAAAGAUAGGGAAAAAGAGUCUGGGAGGAGAAAUGAUAAUUUUGAAGAGUCAGAGAGGGAUCGUCGUAAGCGGGAUGUAGAUGAUCGAAGUGAGAGAAAGGAUUAUCACAGGAGUUCAGGAGAUCGCCGAAUUGAUAGGACUCUUUCUAGAGAAGAAUCCAAGGGGUACCAUAGUUCUUGUACAGCUAGAAGGGAUACUGAUGGACAUCAAUCUAAAGAAGGUAAUAGAAAUGAUGUGAGGGAUAGGGACAGUCAAAAGCUUGCCAAAGAAAAGAAGAGUUCUGAUGAUUGCAGCCUUAUGAAGAAGGACAAGGAUCAGCAGAAAAGAGGAGCAGAUAAGCAUUUAGACAAUUCAACUGUCUUUAAGAGUGACAAGAGUUCCCCAACCAAAAGACCGAGGCUUUUCAGCUCCGAAAGGGACCCUAUCUUCAACAAGGAUGAUAAUGCGAAGCACUCAUUGGGUCUGAAGGAAUCUCAGGAGACCAGUGUCAAAGCAAUUGAAUCACAGCCCCAUGCCUGUGGAACUGAGGCUGCUAAUGAUCUGAGUGCUGCAAAAUCUGCUGCUAUGAGGGCUGCUGAGAUGGUCAAUAAGAAUCUUGCUGGUGGGUUUGGACCAACUGGCUACUUAUCUACUGAACAAAAAAAGAAGCUACUUUGGGGGAACAAGAAAAAUACAGUUACUGAAGAGUCUUUGCAGCCUGCUCACCAUUGGGAUGUGUCUCUGAUUGCUGAUCGUGAACGGCAAGAAAAAUUUAGCAAGCUCAUGAGUCUGAGGUUGCCUUGGUACCUAUGGCCAAUUGUAGGGUGUGAAGGGCGAGCUCAAGGUGGAGCCGCAAGCAAACAGCGAAAAUGGGAACAGCCUUCUGCGAGCCGAAAAGCAGAAGGAGCUGCAAUUGGAUUUAGAGAAACAAUACACCGCUGGACUUCGAAGGAGGGAUGGCCGAACGGUUGGUCUGGGACUCUAAGCACACUCAGAUUUGCUAUGUAUGACUUCUUGCUGCGGUAUUUUGUAAAAGUUAUACUUCUGGUACCUUUAGCUUGUGGUGUGACUAAGAAAGAUGCCGACUUGCAUCCCGGAAUUUCAGAUUUUUGCUGGGAAGAUUUUAAGUGCAGCUUUGCCGCAAUAGCUUGGUAUGCCUUGCACACUUUCUUAGCACUUUAGUGAAUCGAGCAUAUGGUUGGCCAACUAAUCUUAUGCUUGGCUCACACUAACAGUACACUGACCAGAA